AUGACCAAGUACAUUGUUGUGAGCGGAGGAGUUGUCAGCGGGAUUGGGAAGGGAGUCAUUGCCUCAUCUACCGGGUUGCUUCUGAAAACCACUGGCCUAAAGGUCACCUCCAUCAAAAUCGAUCCGUACAUGAACAUUGACGCGGGAACGAUGCGUCCUACUGAGCAUGGCGAAGUGUACGUUCUCAACGACGGUGGUGAAGUCGAUCUCGAUCUAGGCAACUACGAACGAUACCUCAAUGUCACCCUAUCUCGCGACAACAACAUCACGACUGGCAAGAUAUACUCAGAAGUAAUCGAGAAAGAGAGAAAAGGCGCGUACUUGGGGAGAACUGUGCAAAUUGUCCCGCAUGUCACCACUGAGAUCCAAGAUUGGAUCGAACGUGUCGCCAAAGUGCCCGUGGACGAGACGGGCUUGCCCCCUGACGUGUGCAUCGUGGAGCUGGGAGGAACGGUUGGCGAUAUCGAAAGCGCACCCUUCGUCGAGGCGAUGAGGCAAUUUCAAUUCAGAGUCGGGCACGACAAUUUUGCUUUGAUCCACGUCUCACUCGUGCCGGACAUGCAUGGCGAGCAGAAAACGAAGCCCACACAAACGACUGUUCAUUCUCUGAGAGGCCUGGGGCUUCUACCUGAUCUUAUCGCGUGUCGUCUCCUGGUCCCUCAACCCCUUUCUCCUGCGACCAAGGACAAGAUUAGCAUGUUCUGUCACGUCACUUCGAAGCAAGUCUUCGGUGUACAUGACGUGUCUUCCGUGUAUCACGUCCCUUUGCUCCUCGAGUCCCAAGGAAUCAUCGAGUACCUCACCCAUCGCCUCAAGCUUGAUGACAUCCACAUCACGGAUGAGAUGCUUGAGAACGGGAGGUGCCUUGGUGUCAGGUGGAAGGAAAUGACUUCUGCCCAGGAGCGUUUGUUCGACACUGUUCGAAUCGCUCUUGUAGGCAAGUACACAGACUUGAAAGAUUCGUAUAUGAGCGUAAUCAAGGCUCUCGAGCACUCUGCGUUCAGAGUACAUCGGAAAUUGACUAUCGAUUGGGUGGAAUCUUCUGAUUUGGAGCCCGAGACGCAAGAAACCAACCCUAAACAGUACCAUGACGCGUGGAGAGCAGUAGUUGGUGCUGGCGGCAUCCUCGUACCAGGCGGCUUCGGUACUCGCGGAACAGAAGGCAUGAUGUUAGCCAUCAAAUACUCCCGAGAACAGAAGAUCCCCUUCCUCGGUAUUUGCCUGGGUUUCCAACUUGCAGUCGUAGAGUGGGCGAGGAACGUUUUGAACUUACAAGGCGCCACUUCGUCUGAGUUCGUCCCGACGGCGGAGCACCCCGUCAUCGUUUUCAUGCCCGAAAUCUCCAAAACGCACAUGGGUGGGACUAUGCGUCUAGGCCUCCGACCAACUAUCUUCCAGGAUGGCACCGAAUAUCACGCUCCCCCUACUCCUUCCACUCCUUCGCCCUCAUCCUCCACCUCCUCGCUCACGUCUCCUCGUUUCUCCACGUCAAAACCACCGGUGCCCUCGAUCCCCGUGAAGCCAUACUCCAAGACACGGCGGCUGUAUGGUGGCAAGGCAACUAUCUGGGAACGUCAUCGCCAUCGAUAUGAAGUGAACCCCAAGUAUGUCGCGCAGCUGGAGAGCGUGCCCAACGGGAUCAGGUUCACAGGUAAGGAUGAAAAGGGGGAGCGAAUGCAAGUUAUGGAGUUGUUCGAUCAUCCUUACUUCGUUGGUCUCCAGGCUCAUCCGGAAUUCUGCACCCGUCCACUAAACCCGUCUCCGCCUUUCCUUGGUUUUAUCGCUGCCGCGUGUGGACAGGAUGUUCUAGAGGCCGAGAUGGAGCGACAGGAGACCGCGUUCAAGCCGCCUCACCCAGCGCAUGCCAUGGUCAGCGAGACACAACUCCGAGAAGGAUCGAACGAACAUGCUGUUGAUGGUCGCGGCGAGAUGUAA
Molecule: messenger RNA, 1935 nt
Organism: Pleurotus ostreatus (oyster mushroom)
Lineage: Eukaryota; Fungi; Basidiomycota; Agaricomycetes; Agaricales; Pleurotaceae
Gene: URA7
Product: CTP synthase ura7
Exons: 8
Coding region: 1-1935 (644 amino acids)
Biological process (GO): CTP biosynthetic process; pyrimidine nucleobase biosynthetic process
Cellular component (GO): cytoophidium; cytoplasm
Molecular function (GO): CTP synthase activity; identical protein binding
Source: RefSeq, a predicted model, not a curated record